AUGUCCGGGCCGGCAGGGCCGGAGCUGGGGAAGGAGAUGGCGGAAGGCGGAGGUUGCGGGCAGCGGCCGGACGCGGAGACCCAGAAAUCAGAGCUCGGGGCCUUGAUGAGGACGGCCCUUCAGCGAGGGGCACAAUGGUAUCUGAUUGACAGCCGGUGGUUCAAGCAGUGGAAGAAAUAUGUGGGCUUUGAUAGCUGGGAUAUGUACAAUGUGGGUGAAAACAACCUGUUUCCUGGCCCAAUAGAUAACUCCGGACUUUUUUCAGAUCCUGAAAGUCAAACUUUAAAGGAACAUUUAAUUGAUGAACUAGACUAUGUAUUGGUUCCUACUGAAGCCUGGAAUAAAUUAGUGAAUUGGUAUGGCUGUGUAGAAGGACAGCAGCCUAUAGUCAGAAAAGUUGUGGAACAUGGCCUGUUUGUCAAACACUGCAAAGUAGAGGUUUAUUUGCUGGAACUGAAGCUCUGUGAAAACAGCGACCCCACCAAUAUGCUGAGUUGCCAUUUCAGCAAAGCCGAUACCAUAGCAACAAUUGAGAAGGAGAUGCGGAAACUAUUUAACAUUCCUGAUGAGAGGGAAACAAGGUUAUGGAACAAGUAUAUGAGUAACACAUAUGAGCAGCUCAGCAAGCCAGACAACACCGUGCAAGAUGCUGGUUUAUACCAGGGGCAGGUCCUAGUCAUUGAGCCCCAAAAUGAAGAUGGCACAUGGCCGAGACAGACCCUUCAGUCCAAAUCAAGCACUAGCAGAGCUUUUACUACCUCUCCAAAAUCAUCAGCAAGCUCCUAUUCCUCCAUGUCUGCUUCUCCCAUUACAAAUGGUGAUAGUGCUAACUCUUCUGGUGUGCACAGCUCCAGUCUCAGCAGGGGAGGUUCUGGCUUCUCCAAUUCUUAUAGUUGCCGAGAGUCUCAAUCUCACACCCAGCCUGGGCUUUGUGGACUUGGAAACCUGGGGAACACCUGCUUCAUGAAUUCUGCUUUGCAGUGCUUGAGUAACACUGCACCAUUGACCGAAUACUUUCUAAAAGGUGAAUACGAGGCUGAAAUCAACCGAGAUAAUCCUCUGGGCAUGAAAGGGGAAAUUGCUGAGGCCUAUGCUGACCUCAUCAAACAGAUGUGGUCUGGGAGGAACACGCAGGUGGCCCCACGGAUGUUCAAAACCCAGGUUGGUCGUUUUGCCCCUCAGUUUUCGGGUUACCAGCAACAAGAUUCUCAAGAGUUAUUGGCCUUUCUUCUGGAUGGAUUACAUGAGGAUCUGAACCGUGUAAAGAAGAAACCAUACUUAGAGCUAAAGGAUGCCAAUGGCCGGCCUGACUUGGUGGUGGCAAAGGAAGCAUGGGAGAAUCACAGGUUAAGGAAUGAUUCUGUGAUAGUGGAUACUUUCCAUGGCCUUUUCAAAUCCACAUUGGUCUGCCCAGAAUGUUCUAAAAUUUCUGUGACUUUUGACCCAUUCUGUUAUUUAACUCUCCCCUUGCCCCUGAAGAAAGAUCGAACUAUGGAGGUAUUUUUGGUUUCUGCAGAUCCACAGUGUAGACCUACCCAGUAUCGAGUGACUGUGCCAAUGAUGGGGGCUGUGUCUGACCUGUGUGAGGCCCUCUCAAAGCUCUCCGGUAUUGCUGCUGAAAACAUGGUGGUCACAGAUGUGUAUAAUCACCGGUUCCACAAAAUUUUCCAAAUGGAUGAAGGUUUAAAUCAUAUUAUGACCCGGGAUGACAUCUUUGUAUAUGAAGUCUGCAAUACAACAGAUGAUGGAUCAGAAUGUGUGACUUUUCCAGUUUACUUCAGAGAAAGGAAAAUCAGGCAGACAAGCACAUCUUCUGGGACAGUUCUGUAUGGUCAACCAUUGUUAAUCUCUGUCCCAAAGCACAAAUUAACCCUUGACUACUUGUACCAGGUUAUCUGUGAGCGUAUCAGCCGCUACAUAAAACAUCCUUUACCAGAUGAUUCUUCUAGACCACACCUUGACAAUGCUACCUGCAAUGGUUCCAAUGGCAUUUGUGAAGGAGAAGAAGAAAUGGAACACCAAGAUGAAAGCAAAAGACAAACUACAGAAACAGAGACCUGUUCUUCAGAAGACCGUGUGGAACAUGAAUUGGGAAAUGAGACCUGUCAGAAUGUCCCGAAAAGAGGCAAAGGCCAGAACUGCAAAAAAAGGCUUUUUACCUUCAGCCUGGUGAAUUCCUAUGGCACCACUGACAUCAAUUCUCUUGCAGCAGAUGGGAAACUUCUUAAACUGAACUCUCGUUCCACAGUUGCCGUUGAUUGGGACACCGAAACCCGGUGUCUUCACUAUGAUGAACAAGAAUCAGAGGCUUGUGAUAAACACAGCAGUAUGCUCCAGCCUCAGAAGAAGAAAAAAACGACAGUGGCUCUCCGAGAUUGCAUAGAGCUCUUCACUACCAUGGAAACCCUUGGGGAGCAUGAUCCCUGGUAUUGUCCUAACUGUAAGAAACAUCAACAGGCCACAAAGAAAUUUGACUUGUGGUCCUUGCCAAAAAUAUUGGUGGUUCAUCUCAAGCGAUUUUCAUACAACAGAUACUGGAGGGAUAAACUUGACACAGUGGUUGAAUUUCCAAUAAGAGACUUGCAUAUGUCUGAGUUUGUCUGUGAUCCGGCAGCUGGCCCUUAUGUCUAUGACCUCAUUGCAGUUUCCAAUCAUUAUGGAGCCAUGGGUGUGGGCCACUAUACUGCAUAUGCAAAAAACAAACUGAAUGGCAAAUGGUAUUACUUUGAUGAUAGUAAUGUAUCCCUGGCCUCUGAGGAUCAAAUAGUGACAAAAGCAGCAUAUGUGUUGUUUUACCAGCGUCGGGAUGAUGAAUUUUAUAAGGCACCCUCACUCCCAGGUUUCCCUGGCCCCUCCGAAGCAGGGAAGAAAGGAAGGCGCUCCCAGGAUGGGCUGGAGGAGGAUGACAUGUAUAGCAUGGAUACCAACUGAAACUGCCUGAAGUCAUCCACUAUCUUAAAGAGUACCAUUGGACAUAUCUGGAACAUCUCUUGCACACUAAAAGCUGCCAGAUGUACAGACUGCCAUCUAUAAGGGAAAUUCCUUUUUUAUGGAACAGAAGAGAAAAAAAAAACCCUGUUUGCUCAUGAAGGGUUAUGUUGAGAGGCUGAAUUAUUAUUUUUAAAUACAAGUUGUGGGAAAGUUCUGUAAA
This is a messenger RNA of Vombatus ursinus (common wombat), 3151 nucleotides long. It is a transcript of the gene USP4, whose product is annotated as ubiquitin specific peptidase 4. Lineage: Eukaryota; Metazoa; Chordata; Mammalia; Diprotodontia; Vombatidae. Gene Ontology annotation, biological process: protein deubiquitination. Bases 1 to 2931 code for a protein of 976 amino acids. Gene Ontology annotation, molecular function: cysteine-type deubiquitinase activity. The record is from RefSeq and is a predicted model, not a curated record. The transcript has 22 exons.